Messenger RNA from Leptopilina heterotoma, 1856 nucleotides. RefSeq names its product multifunctional protein ADE2-like. Gene Ontology annotation, molecular function: phosphoribosylaminoimidazolesuccinocarboxamide synthase activity. Bases 200 to 1462 code for a protein of 420 amino acids. The record is from RefSeq and is a predicted model, not a curated record. Lineage: Eukaryota; Metazoa; Arthropoda; Insecta; Hymenoptera; Figitidae. The transcript has 7 exons. Gene Ontology annotation, biological process: 'de novo' IMP biosynthetic process.
CGAAGAGAUUUCUAGAUUUAAAUUUAUUAUUCAAGGUCAAAAGAAAGUGAGCUGACACGUUUUUCUAGUUUAGGCAGAAUAUUUUUUUUGCGGGGAGAUUUAUCCAGAUUCUAAUAAGAAAUUCAACGAGAGGAAGGGAUUAUUAAGGAGACUUGUGCCUGGUAACAGACACUUGCACGAGGCACAUUAGAGGGUGAAGAUGGCAGGCUACAAACUGGGAAAGUUGAUAAUUGAGGGAAAGACGAAAAAAGUCUAUGAACUGACGGACGAUAAUUCCCUUUGCUUUCUUCAAAGUAAGGAUCGAAUAACAGCCGGAGAUGGAGUUAAGGCCCAUGAAUUGGAGGGCAAAGCUGCCAUUAGUAAUGCAACUACAGCAAAAGUUUUUCAACUCUUAAAUCAAGCUGGUCUUAAAACUGCUUUCGUUAAAGUUGCCAAUGACACGGCUUUUAUCGCCAAAAAAUGUGAAAUGGUCCCUAUCGAAUGGGUCACCAGACGCUUGGCAACUGGAAGUUUCCUGAAGAGAAAUCCAGAAGUCACGGAGGGAUUCAGAUUCAAUCCACCUCUGCAGGAGACAUUCUACAAGGACGACGCGAAUCACGAUCCACAAUGGUCUGAGCAACAAUUAGUUUCUGCCAAUUUUAAAUUGAAUGGCGUCGUCAUUGGAAAGGACGAAUAUGACAUUAUGAAUGCCAUGACAUUGGCAGUUUUUGAAGUUUUAGAGAAAGCCUGGUCGACAAGAGAUUGUGCAUUGAUUGACAUGAAAAUUGAAUUUGGCAUUGAUUGUAAUGGCGAAAUUCUCGUCGCUGAUAUUAUUGACAGCGACUCCUGGAGACUCUGGCCUUCUGGUGAUAAGAGACUCAUGAAGGACAAGCAGGUCUACAGAAACCUCGCGACCGUGACACAGGAAGAUUUGGAAUCGGUGAAACGCAAUUUCAAAUGGGUUGCCGAUCAAUUGGAUUACUUGGUUCCACCACCAAGUGCACUAGUUGUUGUUUUAAUGGGUUCACCAUCGGACGAGGAGCAUUGUAAAAAAAUUGCCAAGUACGCGACAGCAUUGGGACUUCGUGUUCAAUUGCGAGUGAGCAGCGCUCAUAAAGAAACGGAGGAAACGCUGCGAAUUCUCGCUGAAUAUGAAGGCAGUGGCGAAAAGGUGGUAUUGAUUGCUGUAGCGGGACGAAGCAACGGAUUGGGUCCAGUUCUUUCUGGAAAUUCAACUCUUCCUGUCAUUAAUUGUCCACCUGUUAAAGCUGAAGACAUUGGUCACGAUAUUUGGUCGUCUCUCAAUGUUCCAUCAGGUCUCGGUUGCACAACUGUUGUUUAUCCGGAGAGCGCCGCCCUUGCAGCAGCACAAAUACAUGCACUGAAUGAUCAUUUAGUUUGGUCACGAUUGAGAGUGAAAAAAUUGACAAAUUUCAUCACCUUAAAACGAGCAGAUGUUAAAAUGAGAAAAAUGACAUUGUAAUAUCAGUCAGAUAAGUUUUAUUACCAAACAAAUAUUCUUUUUAAUCUUGCAAAAGCUGAUGAAAGUCUUGCUAAAAAUUGUGAUUUGUUUUUGAAAAAUAUUUUGCAUCAAAUGUUUUUUAUCGCGCUUUCCAUUUAUACAAUUCUCCUCUUUUUGUUACUCCUCCUCUAUACUUUUUCACAUGUUUAUAAAAUAGAUAUAUUUCUUAUGCAACCUGUUUUCGAAUGAUUAUUUUAAUUGACGAAAUAAAAAAGAAAAAAACUUAAUGUUUAUGAUAGCAGUUUUUGUUUAUGUCUUAUUAUUAUUAAUUUUAAUUAGUCUCUACUGGCUGCAAGUCUAUAAUAUUCAUUUGUUUCCAUUUCGAGAGGUUUUUGAAUAAAAUGUUUUAAUUAAA